Molecule: messenger RNA, 717 nt
Organism: Penaeus vannamei (Pacific white shrimp)
Lineage: Eukaryota; Metazoa; Arthropoda; Malacostraca; Decapoda; Penaeidae
Source: RefSeq, a predicted model, not a curated record
AUGGAUGUUGAGCUCCUGAGAGCCAAGGUUCCUCCAAGCGGCUCUCACACUACAACGAGUCGGAAGCGGUCCCCCGAGUCCUCUCGAGUUCCUCCUCUUUCCCCCUCCAGCUACGCCUCGGAAGGGCGGCCGACCUCAGCGGCGCUCCUGGACUUCCAGAUGGCCACGGUGUCCUCGCCAGCCAUUGACAUCACCUACUUCCUGUACACGAGCCUGGACGAGAGGGCCAGGAGGGACCACCAGCAGGAACUCCUCUCCGCCUACUACGGCACCUUCGACGAGAUCCUCCGAGGGGGCGGAGUUGAGGUCCCCUUCUGCCUCGAGGAACUCCAGCAGGAGUGUCGUCGGAAGGUCGUCUUCGGGUGUCUAAUGGGCCUCAUCAUCCUGCCGGCGGCGCUGAACGAGGCUGAGGACUGCCUCGCUGAUCCUGACGCCCUCACGGAUGCCUCGGUGGACGACUACACGCGCCAGCAGAGAGAAAAUCUGAUGAGUCUGGGCUCCGGCAGCGCCCCCUUCAGGAACCGCUUCCUCGCCAUUUUCGAAGACUUGUUGGAGGCGGUUGUUCAGAAAGCUUCUUCGGAUCCUUAAGAUUUACUAAAGAAAUGUUGUUCAGAAUGUUUGUUUUUCUUUUUUUUUUAUCCGUAAGACUUACUUUUGCUUGUUCAGAAUCCUUCUUCGGAUCCUUAAGAUUUACAAAAAAAAAGUUUAUUCAAAAUG